CGGGCAUUUCGUGCUCCGAGACCCCUCCACUCUGUGCUCUCACUCCUUGUGUUGUCACCCGAACCGGGAAUUGUCUUUACUUCGUUUGGACAAAACUUAGUUCGACUUUUAAACCAAAAUGGCACCCAAGAAGGACCCUAAGGCUCCCGCCAAGAAGGCCGAACCCGCCCCAGCUCCCGCACCGGCCCCAGAGCCCGCGCCUGCGCCCGCCGCCGCUCCCGCCGUCGACCUGUCCGCAGUCAAGGUGGAAUUCAGCGCAGACCAGAUUGAAGACUACAGGGAGGCCUUCGGUCUUUUCGACAGGGUGGGUGACAACAAGGUGGCCUACAACCAGCUCGCUGACAUCAUGCGCGCUCUCGGACAGAACCCCACCAACAAGGACGUCACCAAACUGCUGGGAAACCCCUCCGCUGACGACAUGGCCAACAAGAGAGUAGAGUUCGAGGCUUUCCUGCCUAUGCUCCAGACCAUCAUCAACAGCCCAAACAAGGCCGGAUUUGAGGACUACGUUGAGGGUCUGCGCGUCUUCGACAAGGAGGGCAACGGCACAGUCAUGGGCGCUGAGCUGCGUAUUGUGCUGUCCACACUGGGAGAGAAGAUGACUGAGGCUGAGAUUGAUGCUCUCAUGGCAGGACAGGAGGAUGAGAACGGCUGUGUCAACUAUGAAGCCUUUGUGAAGCACAUCAUGUCUGUGUAAGGACCCUGCCACUGAGCUGGUGAGCAUCGUAUACUUGCAGACCCCAUGGUGUCACGACAUCCACUCCCCAUUUCCGGUGCCACCUAGAGGAAACGGGGGGAACAAUGGACUAUGAGAUGUCAUUGAACAUGUCAUGAACCUUUUUUUGUUCUACAUUUUAUUGUCCAACUGGUGCUUUCAACUUCUCCUCCUUCACAAGUUAUUCCUGGGAACGUCCUGAAUUUCUAAGAGAUGCAUCCAUUUUUUUUCCAAACAAGAGCUCCCUUGCCACAUUGGUGCUGUUUCGUCACAAGUUUGUACAGAGUUAAGAGAUGGAAGAGUUUUUUCUGUCGCUUACUGUCUUGGCUGAAGUGACUGCUUUGGCCCAGGACUGGCCAUCAAAGUUGAUCCUUUUCCUAACCCUUCCCUAAGUCUUAAGUUAUUGUACUCCCUCUGGCAUUUCACAAUAAACUUUCUCCAAUCUCCCA
Messenger RNA from Periophthalmus magnuspinnatus, 1164 nucleotides. It is a transcript of the gene myl1, whose product is annotated as myosin, light chain 1, alkali; skeletal, fast. Bases 119 to 697 code for a protein of 192 amino acids. Gene Ontology annotation, molecular function: calcium ion binding. The transcript is spliced from 6 exons. The record is from RefSeq and is a predicted model, not a curated record. NCBI's taxonomy places the organism in Eukaryota, Metazoa, Chordata, Actinopteri, Gobiiformes, Gobiidae. Gene Ontology annotation, cellular component: myosin II complex; contractile muscle fiber.